Phodopus roborovskii (desert hamster) is the source of this 628-nucleotide messenger RNA. RefSeq names its product small integral membrane protein 10-like protein 2A. Lineage: Eukaryota; Metazoa; Chordata; Mammalia; Rodentia; Cricetidae. The record is from RefSeq and is a predicted model, not a curated record. Bases 1 to 237 code for a protein of 78 amino acids. The transcript is spliced from 2 exons.
AUGGCGGUGACAAUGGCCCUGUCAGCUGCAGCGGCGGCAGCAGCCCUAUCCGGCCUGGCAAUGCGACUUUCGCGUUGGGCUGCGACGCGCGGCUCCUAUGGCGCCUUCUGCAAGGGGCUCACGCGCACGCUGCUCACCUUCUUCGACCUGGCCUGGCGGCUGCGGGUGAACUUCCCCUACUUCUACAUGGUGGCCUCGGUGAUGCUCAACGUCCGCCUGCAGGUGCGGAUCGAGUGAGCCUUCGCCCGCCACCGCCGCGGGCCCUCGGCACCGUCCGCGCCACCCGUGUCACCCGCGCCAGGGCCGCAUGAAGGACCGUGGGUGGCCGCGCGGUGCCCCGAGACCGCGGCGGGGGGCGCAGGCGGGACGGCCCGGGCCCCUCCGUUUUAGGCCUCCUCUGGGGGCACAAGGUACCGCAUCCCAUACCGCAAAAAACCUUCACAGCCCCGUCCUUUUCCACCGCUGCAUCCAGAGAAUCACCCGAGCCUGGCAAACCUGUUGCCUCCCCUUGGCAGAAAGGGGGGAAGCCCGAAAGAGGGGAUGCUACCGCAGGAUUCACCAGGCCCUGUGCAGGAAGAGCUUCCUGAGAUGUCACCUGAACCCUGACUGGGAGAAAUGGGCAGUGAGC